This is a messenger RNA of Aureobasidium melanogenum CBS 110374, 1083 nucleotides long. RefSeq names its product GroES-like protein. The transcript is spliced from 2 exons. The coding region runs from base 1 to 1083 and encodes 360 amino acids. The record is from RefSeq and is a predicted model, not a curated record. Gene Ontology annotation, molecular function: oxidoreductase activity. NCBI's taxonomy places the organism in Eukaryota, Fungi, Ascomycota, Dothideomycetes, Dothideales, Saccotheciaceae.
AUGUCUUCCCCCGAUAUCCCGAAGAAGUACAAGGCAGUCAUCUACGACAAGCCCGGCGAGAUCAGUACAAAAGUAGUCGAACUCGACACACCCACCCCAGGCCCCGGCGAAGUCCUGAUCAACCUCACCCACAGCGGAGUAUGCCACUCAGACUUUGGCAUCAUGACCAACAGCUGGAAAGCCUUGCCUCACCCCACCCAACCCGGUCAAGUGGGUGGCCAUGAAGGUGUAGGCAAGAUCGUUGCCAUGGGUCCUGGUACUGAAAAUGCUGCUGUCAAGUUUGGGCAGAGAGUGGGUAUCAAGUGGAUCAGUGCAAUUUGUGGUGGUUGUCCUGCGUGUUUGAGUGGACAUGAUGGUGUGUGUUUCAACCAGAAGAUUAGUGGGUACUAUACGCCUGGCACUUAUCAGCAAUAUGUUGUGGGUCCUGCGGAUUAUGUUACUCCUAUCCCCGAUGAGUUGGACUCUGCUGCUGCUGCGCCGAUGCUCUGCGCAGGUGUAACAGUCUACUCCGCCUUCCGCAAGUCCACCGCCCAAUCCGGCGACUUCGUCGUUCUCCUCGGUGCCGGUGGUGGUCUUGGGCACAUCGCAACCCAAAUGGGUGCUCGCGGCAUGGGUAUGCGCAUCAUCGGCAUCGACCACGGCAGCAAGAAAGACCUGGUACUUCAGAGCGGUGCUGAGCACUUCAUCGACCACACCACCACUGAUGACGUUGCUGCCGAAGUCAAGAAGCUAACUGGAGGACUGGGUGCCCAAGCCGUACUGGUCUUGACAGCAGCAAAUGCAGCUUACGGCAGUGGUAUGCAGUUGCUCAAAUUUGGCGGCACACUUGUUUGUGUGGGAUUGCCCGAGGGCGAAUUGAAGCCUAUCGCAACUGCUUUCCCACAAGUACUCGUAGCCAUGGAGCAAAAAAUUGUGGGUUCCGCUGUAGGAAACAGAAAGGAGGCGAUUGAGACUUUGGAUUUGGCUGCCAGAGGUAUCGUCAAGACGCACUUUAGAACAGCAAAGAUGGACGAGUUGACCAGUAUCUUUGAGGAGAUGGACAAGGGCAAGAUUCAAGGAAGAGUCGUUUUGGACUUGCAGUAA